GAUAUAAAUAGAGGUCGGGGUGUCCUGGGUUAUCAGUAGUGUCUAGUGCCUGACGAGGAUAAGUCACAAUGUAUAAACUGCUUGCAGGUCUGUGUUUGUUGGGGUGUGCCGUGGCCCAGAGAAGGUUAGGAGCUCCUCAGGCCUUCGCCCCCGGCCAAAUCGUCCCCAUCCUCAACUACGUCAACGACAACAACUUUGAUGGAUCUUACAGAUACAGCUACGAGACUGGAAACGGCAUUUCCGCACAAGAAAGUGGCUUUCUGAAGAAUCCUGGUCAAAAAGAUCUAGAGGCACAGACAGCUCAGGGAAGCUAUUCCUACACCGCUCCUGAUGGAACACCUAUCACGGUGACCUGGUACGCUGACGAAACAGGUUUCCAUGCCGAAGGAGCGCAUCUACCAACUCCACCACCUAUACCUGAGGCUAUCGCUAAGUCCCUGGCGCUCCAAGGGGGUGGAGCCCCUGGACCUAGGCCGUUUUUCCAAGGGAAAUAAGUUCACAAAUUAAUCACGAUAUGAACCAGUUACCUUUGUAACUAAUUGAACGACUUCUAUAAGAGCACUCUGUAAAUAAUAGGCACUAAAUAUGUUAAGCAAAAUGUUGCCUAAAAUAUUUGGAAUGAGAUUAAGAAAAUACUGGAUGAAUAAAUAAACUUAAUAUUAUGUAAGAUGUGUCUGUAGUGGGGCCAAUUAUAUUUUUUGUUAGCUGUAAAAAUGUUUUAUGAAGCUCAGUAUAAUUUGUGUCUAGUAUAAAGUGCUUUUGUAGGACUCGAAUGUAAAUUUGUAAUUAUCGACCCCAGUCGUGAUCCGAGUGAUGUAUUGUUUGUUAUUUUAAGUUUUUUUUACCAUGAAAUAAAAAGUUAUAACGUG
Molecule: messenger RNA, 869 nt
Organism: Macrosteles quadrilineatus (aster leafhopper)
Lineage: Eukaryota; Metazoa; Arthropoda; Insecta; Hemiptera; Cicadellidae
Product: endocuticle structural glycoprotein SgAbd-2-like
Exons: 4
Coding region: 69-494 (141 amino acids)
Cellular component (GO): chitin-based extracellular matrix
Molecular function (GO): structural constituent of chitin-based larval cuticle
Source: RefSeq, a predicted model, not a curated record